ACAAGCCGUUGCUAUCAGCAAUGGAAAAAAUCACCCUUCAAUUCAAACCGCACCUCCCAUCGUUUACCAAAUACCACUAUCGGCGCUUGGAAAUCGAUUCUAGAGAGAGAGAGUGUAAAAAGGACGCAAAGCAUUCAAAUCUCUGAACAAACCGAUCCGAAGUUUGGACGCCAUUCACGGAGAAUGGAGAGAUCCGGCGGCACGGCCAGGCGAGCGCAAAGCGCCGACGAGAGCGGCGUCGUUAUUCCCCCGGAUCGGGACCUGGAGAAUAAGAAGGCGCCAGAGGAAGGAGAGGAGGUUGCUGAGGUGUCCGUCGAGCGGAUUUUCGAAUCCAAGGAGGUGCCGCCAUGGAAGGAGCAACUCACUUUCAGAGCCUUCGCGGUAAGCUUCGUGCUCGGGAUUCUGUUUACCUUCAUAGUGAUGAAGCUCAACCUCACCACCGGAAUCAUACCUUCGCUCAAUGUCUCCGCCGGCUUGCUCGGCUUCUUCUUCGUCAAGACGUGGACGAAGUUCCUUGGGAAGUCUGGACUCCUCAAGCAGCCGUUCACUCGCCAAGAAAACACCGUUAUCCAGACCUGCGUCGUCGCCACCUCCGGCAUCGCCUUCAGCGGAGGCUUUGGGAGCUACCUCUUUGGGAUGAGCGAAGUUAUUGCCAAACAGUCAACUGAAGGAACUGGUUCAAAGAAUAUGAAGGACCCAGCUUUGGGAUGGAUGAUUGCAUUUCUGUUUGUUGUUAGCUUUCUUGGACUCUUUUCUGUGGUGCCUCUUCGAAAGAUAAUGAUUGUAGACUUCAAACUGAUUUAUCCCAGUGGAACUGCAACAGCUCACCUAAUCAACAGCUUCCACACUCCACAGGGCGCCAAGCUAGCAAAGAAACAAGUACGAGCUCUGGGCAAGUUCUUCUCAUUCAGUUUCUUGUGGGGCUUCUUCCAGUGGUUCUUCACUGCAGGGGAUGGUUGUGGAUUUGUGAACUUUCCUACUUUUGGUCUCAAAGCCUAUGAACAUAAGUUUUACUUCGAUUUCUCAGCAACUUAUGUCGGUGUCGGCAUGAUCUGUCCAUAUUUAAUCAACAUAUCUUUGCUAGUUGGAGGAAUCCUAUCGUGGGGCAUAAUGUGGCCACUUAUAGAAGACAGAAAAGGCCAUUGGUACCCUGAUGACCUUAGCCCAAGCAGCCUCCAUGGUCUUCAAGGUUACAAGGUCUUUAUAGGAAUAGCCAUGAUCCUUGGUGAUGGCCUCUACAACUUUGUCAAAGUCCUCGGACACACUCUAUUUGGCUUGUAUCACCAACUCCGCGAUAAAGAACCGGACAGUGUCAUCCCAGUUAGUGGUCGCUCUUCCCCAGCGAAUCCUUCCCAAUCUUAUGAUGAUCAGCGUCGGACCCAGCUCUUUCUCAAGGACAAAAUUCCAUUGCAUGUAGCCAUUAUUGGCUAUGUCGGUAUUGCAAUUAUCUCCGCUGUAACACUUCCCCAUAUCUUCCACCAACUAAAGUGGUACUAUAUUGUUGUCAUUUACAUCGUAGCACCGGUACUAGCCUUCUGCAAUGCUUAUGGAUGUGGACUUACUGACUGGUCCUUGGCUUCCACCUAUGGGAAGCUAGCAAUCUUUACAAUCGGGGCAUGGGCAGGAGCUUCUCAUGGUGGAGUACUUGCUGGUUUAGCUGCUUGUGGGGUUAUGAUGAACAUUGUGUCAACUGCUUCUGAUCUCAUGCAGGACUUCAAAACAGGCUAUAUGACCCUGGCUUCUCCACGGUCCAUGUUCGUGAGUCAGGUGAUCGGGACUGCAAUGGGCUGCGUUAUUGCCCCUUGCGUCUUUUGGCUCUUUUACAAGGCUUUUGAUGAUCUUGGGGUCCUAGGUUCAGAGUAUCCUGCUCCGUAUGCUCUCAUCUAUCGCAACAUGGCCAUUCUUGGGGUUGACGGGUUCUCAGCUUUGCCCAAAAACUGUCUCACACUUUGCUACGUGUUCUUUAUCGCGGCUGUUGUCAUCAAUGGCAUUAGAGACGCCAUGGGGAAGGACAGAGCCAAGUUCAUACCCAUUCCCAUGGCCAUGGCAAUACCCUUUUACAUCGGAUCCUACUUUGCUAUCGAUAUGUGUCUCGGGAGCUUGAUACUUUUCAUAUGGCGGAAGAUAAACAAGGCCAAGGCCGAUGCAUUUGGACCUGCCGUUGCCUCAGGCUUGAUUUGCGGGGACGGAAUCUGGACUCUGCCCAGUUCUAUACUGGCUUUGGCAGGUGUAAAUCCUCCCAUCUGCAUGAAGUUCCUGGCAAGGAAGACAAAUACAAAGGUUGAUGCUUUCUUAGGCUCUUAAGGCUUCCAAUUAGUUCAACUCUCUCUCUCUCUCUCUCUCAUCUUCUUAGUAAGAAAGAAAUGCGAAGGUUGAUACUUUCUUAGGCUCUUUAAGGUUUUCAGUUAGUUAUCUGAACUCUUCUUUCAUAUCUAAGUGUAUUCCCAAAGUAUUUGUUAAUGAUAGAAGCCUAUGUUUUAUUCCCAUAAAAACCAAUUGUAUAAAGAUUCAAUUCAACA
Diospyros lotus (date-plum) is the source of this 2519-nucleotide messenger RNA. Its product is annotated as probable metal-nicotianamine transporter YSL7. Bases 184 to 2304 code for a protein of 706 amino acids. The transcript has 6 exons. The record is from RefSeq and is a predicted model, not a curated record. Gene Ontology annotation, cellular component: membrane. Lineage: Eukaryota; Viridiplantae; Streptophyta; Magnoliopsida; Ericales; Ebenaceae. Gene Ontology annotation, molecular function: oligopeptide transmembrane transporter activity.